CCAGUACUCUCUUCUAAAUAUAGAUUCAAAAAUUUUUAAAUCUUAUAAAACUUUCCAUUAUCUUUAAAACCCUCCAUUGAACUCGCAAAAAACUCUAUCAGCUGGUAAUGGCGAUUAUAUCAAAGGGGUGGUCGGAUUGGCUAAAGGUUUACGCAACGUGAAGACUGCAUAACCUCUUGUGGUUGCAAUCUUGGCUGAUGUGCCUGAGGAACAUCGCCAAAUCAAUUGAGGUCUCAAGGCUGCAAAUCAAUUCGAGAAUAUAGACCAUCUGUUCGAGACACCAAAUGGCUACUUCUAUGCAGUGAUGGAUUGCUUCUGUGAGAAAACAUGGAGUCAUACUCUAUUGGCUACUGCCAACAGUGCCCUAAUAAGGUCCAAUGGCCUGCAGAGACAGGCCCUUCUCCUCCCUUGUAUUUCAACGCCGGUAUGUUCAUCUUCGAGCCUAGCCGCUUGACCUAUGUUCAUCUUCGACCCUUCAAUACUCUAUUGCAGAGCAAGAUUUCUUGAAUAUGUUCUUCGAGAAGAUUUACAAGCCACUUCCUCAGGUUUUAGCCAUGUUGUGGCGGCGCCAUCCUGAGAACGUGGAGGUCGAACAGGUCAGGGUGGCCCAUUACUGUGCUGCUGGCUCAAAACCAUGGGAAGGAAGCUAACAUGGAGAGGGAGGACAUCAAGAUGGUAGUGAAAAAAUGGUGGGAUAUACACAACGACGAGUCGCUUGCAGAUUUGAAAGCUGAAAACUCAGUACCAGCAGAAGAAGAGACUUUCUCAAGGCUGAAAACUCAGUAGCAGCAGAAGAAGAGACUUUCUCAAGGCUGAAUCUACCAUUUCCUACAUCCCUGUGCUGGAAGAAGAAUAAUCUUAGUUUCUGGACAACAAGUCUAUCUGAUACUCAGAAAAGACUCAGCUCAAAUUCUUUGCAGGGAAGUGGAGGAAAAUGGAUCCAAGACAAAAUCAAAUUGAAGUGAUUUCAGAACCCAGACAAUCCCUUGGUCAAAUAUCUCAUUUGGCUCUCGAUAUUGGAGGAUCUCUGAUCAAGGUGGUUUAUUUCUCCGUAAGUAGAGAUGAUUGUACUGAUCGUGAAGGGGAGAGCUCUGCAAAUGAUACGCUUGGAGUUUUCAAAGGUGACAAGCAUCCUAUUCUUGAAGGAAGACUCCAUUUUGCGAAGUUUGAGACGAGCAACAUCAAUGAUUGUUUGGAGUUUAUCAGUUCCAGGAAACUUCACCUGGGUGGUUUCCAGCAUCAUGAAAAUCUUGCCAAGGACAAGAACUUAAUUAAGGCCACUGGUGGUGGGGCAAACAAGUUUGCUGAGCUUUUCAAGGAAAAGCUUGGGAUUGAUCUUGACAAAGAAGAUGAAAUGGAUUGUCUUGUGGCAGGAGCAACUUUUUUGCUUAAGGCAUUUCACCAUGAAGCUUACACAUACAUGGAUGGUAAGAAGCACUUUGUGCAGAUUGACCAAAGUAAUCUGUACCCAUAUCUACUCGUGAAUAUAGGAUCUGGUGUUAGCAUGAUUAAGGUGGAUGGAGAAGAUAAAUUUGAGCGAGUUAGCGGAACAAAUGUUGGAGGUGGCACCUUCUGGGGUUUGGGAAGGUUAUUAACAAAAUGUAAGAGUUUUGAUGAGUUGUUGGAGCUAAGUCAUCGGGGAAAUAAUCGGGUAAUAGACAUGCUUGUUGGAGACAUCAAUGGUGGAAUGGAUUAUUCAAAGAUUGGCCUUUCGUCAACAACUAUUGCAUCCAGCUUUGGGAAGGCUGUUUCUAAUAAUAAAGAGCUUGAAGAUUACAAACCUGAAGACAUAGCUCAGUCUCUUCUUAGAAUGAUUUCAUAUAAUAUUGGGCAGAUCUCUCACUUGAAUGCGCUUCAAUUCGGGCUCAAGAGGAUAUUUUUUGGAGGAUUUUUCAUACAGGAUCAACCUCACACCAUGGACACAAUUUCAGUUGCAGUUCAUUUCUGGUCUAAAGGAGAGGCAAAAGCAAUGUUUUUGCGGCAUGAAGGGUUUCUGGGAGCUAUAGGUGCAUACAUGAGCUAUCCAAAGAAUAAAUUGGCGCAUAAUCAAUCCAUGCAAAUCCCACUCGCUGCAUCGUAUGCUGCAGAUCCAAACUAUAACCCACUAAAUGCAGAUAAAGAAAGUAUGGAGUGCAGUGUCUAUGCUGCUUAAAACAGGCAGUUGUUUUUUUACUUAGGUAUCAAUACGACCUUGUUGGUGCCUCAUGUGCAAGUUACAGAAAUCUGUAGAAUCUGUAACAUAGACGUGCCAAGACCAAUAAUUGUAAGAAAUAUCAUAGGACUAAGAUAUGAAGUAUUGGAAGCAUAAAAGAGGAUCAAGUCAUCAAAAUAAACCCUUGUUUCUUUACCUGAUUCAUCUGAUUGCUUGUGCAACAUAUGUUUAGAUGUUAUUGUAAUUUAAAAGCAUAUUAUUUUUCUCCA
This is a messenger RNA of Manihot esculenta (cassava), 2421 nucleotides long. Its product is annotated as pantothenate kinase 1. Gene Ontology annotation, biological process: coenzyme A biosynthetic process. Lineage: Eukaryota; Viridiplantae; Streptophyta; Magnoliopsida; Malpighiales; Euphorbiaceae. Gene Ontology annotation, cellular component: nucleus; cytosol. Gene Ontology annotation, molecular function: pantothenate kinase activity; ATP binding. The record is from RefSeq and is a predicted model, not a curated record. The coding region runs from base 935 to 2152 and encodes 405 amino acids. The transcript has 13 exons.